Molecule: messenger RNA, 531 nt
Organism: Blepharisma stoltei
Lineage: Eukaryota; Ciliophora; Heterotrichea; Heterotrichida; Blepharismidae
Source: the annotation of a GenBank genome assembly
AUGCUUCUAAAUGAUUUGCCAAGUGAUGAAAGCGAUUCAGACUACGAACCUGAUCAAAAAGAAGACGAAAAACAAGAAAAAGCUGAGUCAAGAGACCUUGAUAAAGCUAAGGCUGAGCUAGAACAAAUUAAGCAAGAGGUAAGCACACAAAAAAUCGAAAAACCCAAAGAAAACAGCUUAGAAGAAGCCUUGAAAAUUGCGCAAAAAAUCAAAGAGUCAGAAUCAGCUCCGCAAAUGCAAACAAUUAAAGCUAAAUUUGCAGGAGAAAACCUAGGAGUUCUUCCAAUAAAACGAGGUCGGGCAAGCUUAGACCAGCUUGCUUCCGAGCUUACUAAAAAGAAAUCCAUAACAUCGGUAAGCAAGUCCAAACUUGACUGAGAGAAAUAUAAAGAACAGAAUAAUCUCGAAGACGAUUUGGCGAAAAAUAGAAAAGAUGGAUACCUUGGGAAGAAAGAUUUUCUCGAUCUCGCAAAAGAGAGAGAAAAAAGUAGACUUUCAGAAAUGAAGAGAAAAAGAUACAAUGAUAAUUAA